This is a messenger RNA of Fusarium tjaetaba, 1809 nucleotides long. Its product is annotated as purine utilization positive regulator. The transcript is spliced from 6 exons. Gene Ontology annotation, biological process: positive regulation of transcription by RNA polymerase II; DNA-templated transcription. The record is from RefSeq and is a predicted model, not a curated record. Bases 1 to 1809 code for a protein of 602 amino acids. Lineage: Eukaryota; Fungi; Ascomycota; Sordariomycetes; Hypocreales; Nectriaceae. Gene Ontology annotation, molecular function: DNA-binding transcription factor activity, RNA polymerase II-specific; zinc ion binding; sequence-specific DNA binding.
AUGUUUCAUGCUCUCAACUCUUCAACCUUCUGUUUCAAAAGCAUGCAGUCGAUGUCGGUCACGAUCAAUGACCUCGAAGCAAGACUGAGACUGGUCCCAACACCCAAUGAGACCGUUCCCGAACCAGACCCAGAACCAUCGGACGUGAAUCCGGAGCCCCGUGCUGAUCUGCAGAAGGAGGCUGAAGAGGUGGGUUUCCUCACAACGGGAGGAUCAGAUCUGUACUCAGGCAGCAAGUAUGUCGGCAGCGCGGCCGGAUCGACAUUUGCGAGGAUCUUCUUCAAACAACUUAAUCUUGUUCCCUCGUGGGAUUCCGGGAGCCAGGGAAGUGGUCUUGAACAGCCCCUUUGUGAAGCAACUGCAGCACUUCCGCCCCAGCCUAUCGCACGGACUCUGCUCAACAUCUACAUCUCUAGGCGUAUCUACGAGGGUCCCAGGCAGUGUAGCGACCAUGAGAAGUUUACUGUGUUUGCUAUUCUAGCACUAGCAAGCUGUCAACUCACCACGAAGGAUGCGCAGUCCCCAGCCAUGAUGGACCUCAACGACUCCAAUGCAUACUUCCAAACCGCAUUGCGCUUCUUCAAUAACUUUAGUGACCACCCAAGAGACCUCUUCGGGAUACAGGCAGUGCUGCUUCUGGCGAUAUGGAUGCUAGACUCGUCCCACAGCAGCCACAAUAAUGACCUCUGGCAGGUCAGCCGGUACAUCAUGUCGGCUGCCAUUGAAGCAGGACUCCACCGCCACAACAAAGACUGGGGCUUCACAGCUGAAGAAUUGGAGAUCCGGAAUAGGACGUGGUGGUGUGCAUACAACCUGGAGCGACAAGUUGCGACCCUGACAGGUCGAGUCUUAUCCAUUCGGGACCACGCAGUCCACACCAUGUUACCCAAACCAGCCACAUUCGAUGCACUUACACCCCUUGAGAGUUCCAUGGCCCCAGUUCUCCACAAACAUAAUGUUGAGGUUGUUCGUCACAUGAUUGCGUUGCGGAGAAUUGGUGGUCGCAUCCUUGAGUCGAUCUACAUAGCGAGAGGGCCAAGCGGCACGGCGAUGGAUACUACAUUCCAGCAGAUUUGUGCGACUUCGGAUCAAAUCCGGCGAGACCUUGAACUCUGGGAGCAGCAAUUGGAGGCAAUGGGACUGAAGCCAUCCCGAGAGUACUCUGAGAUGAAGAUUGAGUACUGUCUCUUGCAACUUCUACUACACAGACCGUCACCGACAUUCAUGGUACCAUCACGCCAAAUGGCGUCUUACUGCUCAAAGGCCGCAUCGACUGCAAUCAGUCACUGGUCCAAAAUCGAGGGCGAAUAUGGCAUUUCUGCUAUCUGUCGAUGUUUUAGACAACUGCACGAUAUAAUCCUUGUCGGACUAGCAGCUCUGUACUGCGACUGGCAAGCGAUGGCCCUACCACAGACUGGCGAUAACUCCCCGAGGCCCCAUCGACACUUUAACGACACUGACAUGUGCCUAGACCUGAUCGACCGAGGGAUCAUUCACAUGAGGGCACCGUAUUUGGCAAAGUACAAAGACUUGUUCCGGGCUGUGAGAAACAACGUUUACGCCAAGACGAUUUUCACCAGCAUUAGUCCAGGGGCUAUGAACUCGAUCUCCCCUGGCACAAUGUCACAAGGACUUAUUUUUAACCCUAGCGAUGAUAUUAUGUUCUCGAUGGGUGAUGGCGUAGAAGCGUAUGUUAACCAGGUGAAUGAGUUCUUGGAUGGCGGUGGAUUCAAUAUUGAUGAGGCUCUUGAUGCGUGGUAUGAUGCUUUGAUGGGGGAGAUACAAAAUGGAGAGAUGAUGGAGGGAUAA